This is a messenger RNA of Stylonychia lemnae, 684 nucleotides long. The record is from the annotation of a GenBank genome assembly. Lineage: Eukaryota; Ciliophora; Spirotrichea; Sporadotrichida; Oxytrichidae.
AUGAAUGAUAUAAAUGACUCUAGUAGUGAUGAUGAAUGGGCUUAGUAAAUUGAUAAACCUUACAUAAGUAUGGCAUAGAAUUCUCAAGCCACUUUGCUUAAUCCUCAAAUUGUCGUUUUUAAAAAGUAAAAUGUGGCAUUAAGUGAGGACUCUAAGAAAAUUGACUUAGAUCAAGAUGAAUUCAACGAUAAAACGGAUUAAAAUAUGGAGGAUGAAUGUCCUUUUGAUUUUAAAGCUGAGUAAAAUAAUAAAUCUGGCAAAUAAACAUACGAUUAAAUGCUCUACAAUCCUUGUGAAGAUGAGAGAAAUGCAGAUUGGAUUAAGAGAAUUCAGAGGAAGAAGGCAUCAUAAAGCUAUAGUAAAGGAAAAAUUCUAUAGAAUGAAAAAGAUCUGAUUUAAAUAUCAUGCUCAAAAUGCUUCACCCCUUUGACAUAUUCAGGAAUCUAGAAGAAAUCAAAUUUAGACUUCAUCAAUAGUGACUAUUAAUCAAAUGAAAUUAAAAAUGCCAAGAUAAAUGAAUCUAAGAUUCUCAGAGCCAAGAGAGGCAUGACUGAGACAGAUUAGGAAUUCGAGAUGCUAUAUUUUAAAGUUGAGUGCGAUUAAUGUGAUAAUCAGAUUGCUCUUUUUGACUUUGAAAAGAAGUUAUUUUACUUUACUAGUGUAGUACCUAACUAUAUUGGAUGA